ACACUAUUUUUGGGUCCAUAAACUUUCUAUUUUAAUCUUGUUGAAAGAAAUAGUCUCCAUACUCUUUUGCUUUUACAUUUGAGAACAAAAAUGUGUUACACUAAUAUAAGAAUAAUUGAUAUGUAACUUGUAACAAUUUAGUAACAUAUUUUAUGCAAGAUUUUAAGAAGAGGUUUAUAAACUCAACUCCACCUUCUAAAUAAUAAAAUCAUAAACAGUAAUCAUUAAAUCCUAAAUUCAAUGUUUAGAUUAUUUUUAAAAAAUAAUAUCUAACUUAUGGUAUUUUAAGAAAUUUUUAAAGAUUUGGGUAUUAAAACUCUUAACAAAAUUUAGUUGAGUUAUUUUAUCGAGCUUCCCUAAAAUUACAAUGUAUCGUAGCUCAUUAGCAACUUUCUGGCGUUUCAGUGUUUUGUGAUUGCACUGCGUGCAGUUACGUGAAUAAAUAACAGCACGCAACCACUUCAAGAGAAAGAGGAAAAAAAAGCUGUUGAAAAUUGUAUAAAAUCUUUCUCCAGUCGGCACUGAGAGAAGGAGAGCUCAGAGAGAGAAAAAAGAAAGAAAGAUGGGAAGCGGUGUAGCUCUCUUUACUCUCUCCUUUCUUCUCGCAGCCCAUCAUGCUCAUUCCGCAAUCGGCGUGAACUGGGGAACGCUGUCGUUUCACAAGCUGAGACCUUCCACAGUGGUGGAUCUCCUCAAAGCAAACAAAAUAACCAAAGUAAAGCUCUUUGAUUCAAACCCAGAUGCACUUCGAGCUCUAAUGGGCACUGGAAUCCAAGUCAUGAUCAGCAUUCCCAAUGAGCUGCUCUCCACUUUCAGCUCCGAUCUCUUCGUCCAGCAGAACCUCUCUCGCUUCAUGGGCAAAGGUGGCGCUGAUAUCAGGUACGUUGCUGUAGGGAACGAGCCGUUCUUGACGAGUUACGGCGGUGCGUAUCAGAACUAUGUUGUCCCAGCUAUGGUUAACUUGCAGCAGUCUUUGGUUAAAGCAAAUCUAGCUAGCUAUGUGAAGCUGGUGGUUCCUUGCAACGCGGAUGCGUAUGAGUCUAACGUUCCUUCUCAAGGGACGUUUAGGCCUGAGCUAACGCAGAUCAUGACUCAGUUGGUUUCGUUUCUAAACUCAAAUGGGUCCCCCUUUGUUGUCAAUAUCUAUCCUUUCCUUAGUCUCUAUCAAAACUCCGACUUCCCGCAAGACUUUGCGUUUUUCGAGGGAAGUAGUCACCCGGUUCUUGAUGGGCCUAAUGUUUAUUACAAUGCGUUUGAUGGGAACUUCGACACUCUUGUCUCUGCUCUCGCCAAGAUUGGGUAUGGUCAAAUGUCUAUAGUUAUUGGGGAGAUUGGUUGGCCUACGGAUGGAGCAGUGGGUGCUAACCUCACUGCGGCGCGGGUUUUCAACCAAGGGCUUAUUAACCAUCUGUUGAGCAACAAAGGGACGCCGCUCAGGCCUGGCUCACCUCCUAUGGAUGUCUAUCUUUUCGGUUUGCUUGACGAAGGAGCUAAGAGCACACUGCCUGGUAACUUUGAAAGGCACUGGGGGAUCUUCUCUUUUGAUGGACAGGCUAAGUAUCGUCUCAACUUAGGACUAGGCAACAGAGGGCUCAAGAAUGCGGAGAAUGUUCAGUACCUACCUUCCAGGUGGUGUGUGGCUCACCCAGAGAAGGACAUGACCCAAGUUACAGACCACUUGAGGCUUGCUUGCAGUCAAGCGGAUUGCACAACGCUCAACGACGGGGGAUCAUGCAGCCAGCUUGGGGAGAAGGAUAAUAUCUCAUAUGCUUUCAACAGUUACUAUCAGCUGCAGAUGCAAAAUGAGAAGAGCUGCGACUUUGAUGGGCUUGGUAUGGUCACCUUCCUAGAUCCUUCAGUUGGGGAUUGUAGAUUUCUUGUUGGCGUUACAGAUAAAUCGUCUAGUGCUUCUGAGCUGAUGGCAAGGUGGGAUAUCUACCACAUUUGCAUUGGACUGGUGGUCUGGGCUCUCACACGGUGUUACAUUUUAUGAGCGAUAUACUGGAGAAAUUACAUAUAUAGAGAGGUUCAUAUUGAAUGUAUUGUAUUUGAAGUCACUUUCUUGAGCAUAUUGUAUUAUCAUCAUCUUCUUGGAGUUUAUAUUAGAAAGCAAGUUGAAAUGUCUCUUUCUCUUUAGUCUCCACUACAACUAUUGUAUCUUUGUUGUCAAUGUAGUUUGUACCUAAAUAUCAACAUCAUCAUCUACUACAAUUCUUCUGGUUUCCA
Brassica rapa (field mustard) is the source of this 2226-nucleotide messenger RNA. RefSeq names its product glucan endo-1,3-beta-glucosidase 5. NCBI's taxonomy places the organism in Eukaryota, Viridiplantae, Streptophyta, Magnoliopsida, Brassicales, Brassicaceae. The record is from RefSeq and is a predicted model, not a curated record. Gene Ontology annotation, molecular function: hydrolase activity, hydrolyzing O-glycosyl compounds. Gene Ontology annotation, biological process: carbohydrate metabolic process.